AUGCGAAGGGGGUCUGGGAAUUGGGGAGUGGGGGGCAGGACGCCCGGAAUUCCAGGGCAAUGUCCAGGCUUGGGAGUGGGGACCUACAUGCCUCUAACGCCGAAGCAUGAGCAGAGAGUCGAAAGGCAAACUGCCAGGAAAAAAAAUCAAUCCUCUGCCCAAGGUCCAGCAGAAGCGGCCUCAUUUACCUAUAGGAGGCGGGCUUCCUCCUGCGGGGAAUCCCUGGGCUGGGAGGAACAGCAGCCCUUCCUCCUGGCAGCUUCGGAGACUUCAGCAGCCCCCAAAGGGCCCCCGGGAGACAUGGGGGGCCCAGUCCGAGAGCCGGCACUCUCAGUUGCCCUCUGGUUGAGUUGGGGGGCGGCUCUGGGGGCUGUGGCUUGUGCCAUGGUUCUGCUGACCCAACAAACAGAGCUGCAGACCUUAAGGAGAGAGGUGAGCCGGCUGCAGAGGACCGGAGGGCCCUCCGAGAAGGGGGAAGGGUAUCUGUGGCUGAGCCCCCGGGAGCAGAUCCUGGAGGACAGCCAGCACCAAGACUCAGGUUGCUGGGGAAAGAGCUCUGAUGGCGUGGAAGCCCUGGAGAAUGGGGAGAGAUCCCGGAGAAGGAGAGCAGUAAAACAGAAGAAGAAGCGCUCAGUCCUUCAUCUUGUUCCCGUUAACAUCACCUCCAAGGAGGACUCGGAUGUGACAGAGGUGAUGUGGCAACCGGCUCUCUGGCGUGGGAGAGGCCUGGAGGCCCAAGGAUAUGUCAUUCGAGUCUGGGAUGCUGGAAUCUAUCUGCUGUACAGCCAGGUCUUGUUUCAUGAUGUGACUUUCACCAUGGGUCAGGUGGUAUCCCGGGAGGGCCAGGGAAGGCAGGAGACUCUAUUCCGAUGUAUACGAAGCAUGCCCUCCAACCCCGACUGGGCCUACAAUAGCUGUUACAGCGCAGGUGUCUUCCAUUUACACCAGGGGGAUACCCUGAGUGUCAUAAUCCCCCGGGCAAGGGCGAAACUUAGCCUCUCUCCACAUGGAACCUUCCUGGGGCUUGUGAAACUGUGAUUGUGUUGUAAAAGGUGGUUCUGAGCUUGGAAGACCAGGGUGGGUUCAUUUUGGAGACAGCCAAGAGCUGACUAGACAAAAGACAGGGAACAGUCAGGAACAGAGGCCUCUUCUGGGUUUGACUGGAAUCCCAGGUUGGACAGCUCAUGACUCUCCCUUUCUCCCUUCUCCCCCCCACCCCCACCCCCACCCCCAGGACUUUGAAUUCAUGGAUAUUAAAGAGGUAGUAGAAUAUCCUGCUCUUAGUCUCCAUCCAGCCCCAAAUUCUUGAGGGAGUUGGGCGGGGGUGGGAAAUGCCCGGCAUUGUCUAGACUUGCUCUGGGUCCCACUGGAAUGCUUCCAGAACAGCACCACCAUCUAGCGGCAAUCUGAGACAAUGAUCCUGCCUGUUGGCAGAUGGCCACGACUCCUUCCGCCACUCAGGAAAACUCCUGGUUCUUUACCCCACACCUCUCUCUAGGUAUCCUCUGCCUCUCCACUCCACAAGAAGCCUCAUCUUCACUCUCCUCUCUCCAUCUAUUGGGGCCCAGUUUCCAUCACUGACUCCAGAGGUGUAAUUAUUAUGCGCCCGUCUGCAGAAGGUGCCCAACGACGACGGUGCCCUUGCAGCCACAUCAUUACUCUUCGGGUGCCAACUUUUGCCUUUCACGCUCUCCACUGCCCUGGCGCCGGCAGGCCACUCUAAGCCUCUCUGGACUGGGAGGAGAGCCGGGGAGCCUCGGAUAAAUCGUACGCCCUACUCCUGAUCCUGUAUCACUCCUCUGAUCUCUCCUUUCUGCGCAAGCCCUGCCUAAAGUUAAAAAAUAAAAGAGAAUAA
Molecule: messenger RNA, 1855 nt
Organism: Globicephala melas (long-finned pilot whale)
Lineage: Eukaryota; Metazoa; Chordata; Mammalia; Artiodactyla; Delphinidae
Gene: TNFSF13
Product: TNF superfamily member 13
Biological process (GO): immune response; positive regulation of isotype switching to IgA isotypes
Cellular component (GO): membrane
Molecular function (GO): tumor necrosis factor receptor binding; receptor ligand activity
Source: RefSeq, a predicted model, not a curated record